AUGUCUAUGUUUUCAUCUGAUGAGCAUGUGUCACGGAGACGAGCCCGUAUUUUCGGGUUGCUAAAUGCUUUUGAUUUUGCGAUGCUGCCACUCUGGUCUCAGGAAGGCGGCGGAGUGUCUUACAAUGACCCGCUUUGUAACUCUUCGGAACGCCGUGAGGUCAUUGUCUUGGAAGCUAGCCAAUUUUCAUAG
Messenger RNA from Pochonia chlamydosporia 170, 192 nucleotides. RefSeq lists its product as hypothetical. The record is from RefSeq and is a predicted model, not a curated record. NCBI's taxonomy places the organism in Eukaryota, Fungi, Ascomycota, Sordariomycetes, Hypocreales, Clavicipitaceae. The transcript has 2 exons. Bases 1 to 192 code for a protein of 63 amino acids.